This is a messenger RNA of Neurospora tetraspora, 1153 nucleotides long. RefSeq lists its product as uncharacterized. Gene Ontology annotation, biological process: endoplasmic reticulum to Golgi vesicle-mediated transport; vesicle fusion. The transcript is spliced from 3 exons. NCBI's taxonomy places the organism in Eukaryota, Fungi, Ascomycota, Sordariomycetes, Sordariales, Sordariaceae. The coding region runs from base 387 to 1070 and encodes 227 amino acids. Gene Ontology annotation, cellular component: cis-Golgi network; Golgi membrane; SNARE complex. The record is from RefSeq and is a predicted model, not a curated record. Gene Ontology annotation, molecular function: SNAP receptor activity.
GGGUCUUAUGCGCUGCAAAGCCCUAUCUUCAGCUCUGUUGUCCUGCAGCAGCUCAAGCUGAAGAGUCGACCCAGGCCGCUACGGUACAGUGGGCAUGUAACUGUGGCGCCUUCCGCUACGUAACUAGACUUCGUCUACUAACAAAGCCACAGGGACAUCUAUCUCUGCCAUCAUCAUCAUCACGACCAUUCCAGGUUCAUUCUGGUUGAGGACCCUCCGCCGGUUGACCUCUCCUGAACAAACACAACACUACCAAUACAAUUGUUAUAGAUCUUAACUGCGCAGUCUUUUCUCUUCUAGACACCCAGCCUCCAGGAAACCAGGUCGGAUUGCAUGCGCCUGAAUCCAUCAAUCUUUCCCCAAUAGCUUAGGAGCAGCACUACAUCAUGGCGGCGACAACAUCCUCAACCCAGGGCUGGGCCCAGCUACGACAACAAGCCCGAUCGCUCGAAACACAGACCGAAAUGCUCCUCCACACAUACGCCCAGUUCUCGAACCAGACCAACAUCCCACCCAAGCCGACAGAGGAGGAAAGGCAUACGGAAACGAGGUUACAGGAGCUUCUGGACAAGCGCGAAUCCGUAAUCUCCCACCUCACCCGCCUCCUAACCUCGGACCCCUCCCCAUCAGCGCUCAAACAAAACAACCUCUCCCUUUUGCGCGACAAGCUCUCGGACCACCGGCGCGACCUCUCUCGGCUGCGGUUGACGCUCGAGUCGGCCCGCACGCGCGCCAACCUGCUAGGUAGCGUGCGCGACGACAUCUCGGCGUACCGCGCCGCCAACCCGGAGCAAGGCGAGGCCGACUACAUGCUGGACGAGCGGGGCAGGCUGGACCGCAGCCACGACGUGGCCGACAGCGUGCUGAGCCAGGCGUACGCGGUGCAGGACUCGUUCGCGUCCCAGCGGGAACGGCUGGCGCAUAUCAAUAGGCGCAUCACCCUGGCGGCCAGUCAGGUUCCGGGGAUCAAUACCCUGAUCACGAGGAUCUCGGCGAGGAAGAGGCGGGAUGGGAUUAUUAUGGGGUCGUUUAUUGCGUUUUGCUUCUUGAUGUUUUGGUUCUUCUCAUGAGCGGCGGUGGCGGACGAAGUGGGAGAGCGCUCUAGAGAACGGGAGAACGGAGGAAUUCUGCUCGAGGAUGGUGCUGCGGCUCG